Messenger RNA from Annulohypoxylon truncatum, 1438 nucleotides. RefSeq lists its product as uncharacterized. The record is from RefSeq and is a predicted model, not a curated record. The transcript is spliced from 2 exons. Lineage: Eukaryota; Fungi; Ascomycota; Sordariomycetes; Xylariales; Hypoxylaceae. Bases 247 to 1269 code for a protein of 340 amino acids.
CGUAUAUCGAUUUUUCCAGGGAAUAUUAAGAAUAACGACACCCAUAAUUGGUCGAAUCAAAAUUGCACGAGCCAUCCAUGCAGCCUUGUCUGUGAACCAUAAAUACUUGAAAGUCGGGAACCACAGCGAGAACACUUCAUGUAGAUCUUAGAAUUGCUAUUUCUUCCUAUGUUGUAGAUUUAACUUUCGUCGUCCCCGACACAUUGGCGAGUGGACUAUCCCCGGACGAUUGUCAAUAUUGCAGCAAUGAACAGCACCUCGACUAACACUACACAUCCAGCGCUUACCACGACCUUUACGCCUGCGCCAGAAUGUACGGAGCUGACAAUAAGCAGCUGCUACGGCACAGAUGGCUGCCUCGGUGUAGGCCUCACGAAUUAUCAGUGCAGUGACCCGAUGUACAAAUGUUUCCCCGAGUCAUCGACUUUCCAAACCACGGAUUAUACAACUGUAUCACCGUACUUGACGUAUUCGCCGGCCAAUAUUUGCCCUACGGGAUGGUCAACGGCCGCAAGUGCCUUAGAUCCAGAUGGUGUAUGGUGCUGCCCUAGUGGCUAUAGUUUUAACCGGGAUAUUCAAUAUUGUCAAGGAACGUUCACAGAAGGUGUAGCGGUAUCAGUAGCGCCGAAUUGCUCAAUUCUAAGUUCUAUUCCGUUCGGCCCUGGCCGGACAAAUUUGAUGAAUGUCGCUUCAUUGGGAGGAGUUGGGUCGAAUACAAUUCCUGCGAGCGAUCUUACGGUGACGGCGAGGGCGCAAGGAAUCUUCCUUUUAGGACAGACGCUAAGUAGCGGACCGAACCAGCCUUCCGAAACGUCGACGUCGGCGCCGCCACCUUCCGAAAUAACAAACUCAUCUAUAUCUACGAAAGCUGCCAUCGGUGCUAGCAUAGGUGGCACGAUAACGAUUAUCCUACUCCUUAGCCUUGGGUUCUUCCUGAUCAGGCGUCACCGUAAAAGGCGACGAAUAGCUGAAUUGAAAGCAGCGGACGAUCCAGACCCACCGGUACCAGGAGAAGAGGAUAAUGUGGGCAGUGUGCGCAAACCAGAACUCGAAGGAACCGAUACCAACCCCGCACGAUUUCAAAAGAACGAACUGGAUGCGAAUGCAACGCGCUCAGAACUCUUGGGAGAUACGAACGGGAGCAGAGAAUUGGAUGGGAACGCGACACGUUCUGAGCUCCAGUGUCCUACCAGUUCGGAAUUGGAGCUCCAAGCAAAAGAAGUUCCUCAAGAAUUGGAAACGGUUCCACGAUACGAGCUCCAAGGAUGACCAUAAAAAGCAGCUCAUACCUUAUAUUACUUAAUGGGAUAUUCAUAAUUGGAGUUGGAAACUUGGUAUUAAUCUGAUGUUGUAAAAAGUUAUGAACCUUGGGAGUUUACCUACUAUUAUUGGCUUACUUAAUAAAAGGAAUGCUUACAUAAUUGUACUAAUGGCAAGG